AGCGGCCUGGGGCACCGCGCGGCGCGGGGACGGGGACGUGGCAGCGGCGGCGCUCGCUCGGCGCUCCAGAAAGUUCCCUGGAAGUUCCGCGCGACGCGGCGCGGGAAGCGGCGGGCGGGACCAUGAAUGUGUUCCGAAUCCUCGGGGACCUGAGCCACCUCCUGGCCAUGUUCUUGCUCCUGGGGAAGAUCUGGAGGUCCAAGAGCUGCGCCGGCAUCUCUGGGAAGAGCCAGGUUCUUUUUGCUCUGGUCUUCACCACCAGGUACCUGGACCUCGUCUCCAAUUUCAUCUCCAUCUACAACACAGUCAUGAAGGUGGUCUUCCUUCUCUGCGCCUAUGCCACUGUGUACAUGAUCUAUUGGAAAUUCCGGAAAACGUUUGACAGCGAGAAUGACACAUUCCGGCUGGAGUUCCUCCUGGUCCCGGUGAUUGGCCUUUCCUUUCUGGUCAACUACAGUUACGCACCAACGGAGGUCCUCUGGACUUUCUCCAUCUAUUUGGAGUCGGUGGCCAUCCUGCCACAGCUCUUCAUGAUCAGCAAGACUGGAGAGGCUGAGACCAUCACCACUCACUACCUGUUCUUCCUGGGGCUGUAUCGGGCACUCUAUCUAGCCAACUGGAUCUGGCGGUACCAGACAGAGAAUUUUUAUGAUCAGAUCUCAGUGGUGUCUGGAGUAGUACAAACCAUCUUUUACUGUGACUUCUUCUACUUGUAUGUGACCAAAGUCCUCAAAGGAAAGAAGCUAAGCCUACCAAUGCCAGUUUGAAGAGAUGGGCCACACUGUAAGGCACCCAGAGCAAAUCAUUUGGAUUGUUCUCCUUGGUGACUUAAAUGGCUGGUGUGAAUUUGAGCAAAGCACUGGCAGACCUUCCUCUUACCAUCAACAGCAGGACUACUUAUAUACCAUCAAUACCUGGUCCAACUGCCCAAGUGUGAGCCCUUACAAUGGGCAAGUGAAAAUAAGGAGCUCCAAGAUACUUCCUCCUUGAAUGUCCUUGCUCCUUUGACUACAGUGGAGGGCUCAUGCCACGGAACUUGAAGACCCUGGAUGUGUGUCAUCACACAACCCACUUCCACACUGCAUCUUAGACUCAUCCCAGUUGCCAGCCUAGGUGGACACCAAUGUCAUCUCACUGUGUGACUCAUUCCUGUGCCAAGACCCAUCACCAACCCCACUUUCCCCUCCCAGUUUGAGGUGCUAACUAGGAUAAUUAGUCAUUCAACUCCCAAUAUUUGUUGUUUGGAGCAAAAUGUUAAGAUUACCCUCAACUCUUAGUAAGGUUUGAAUGUAAUAAAAAUUCACACCUUUA
Peromyscus californicus insignis is the source of this 1311-nucleotide messenger RNA. It is a transcript of the gene Kdelr3, whose product is annotated as KDEL endoplasmic reticulum protein retention receptor 3. Gene Ontology annotation, cellular component: cis-Golgi network; membrane; endoplasmic reticulum. The transcript is spliced from 5 exons. Gene Ontology annotation, biological process: endoplasmic reticulum to Golgi vesicle-mediated transport; protein retention in ER lumen. Bases 123 to 767 code for a protein of 214 amino acids. The record is from RefSeq and is a predicted model, not a curated record. Lineage: Eukaryota; Metazoa; Chordata; Mammalia; Rodentia; Cricetidae. Gene Ontology annotation, molecular function: ER lumen protein retrieval receptor activity.